ACUCUAUAGUAACAGACCUUCAUGUGCUUUUGACGGACCUUCUUGUGCUGACGGGAACAAAAAUGGCGCUCACCAAAAUGGCAAGGAGCAAUCAGUUUGUGCUUCCUCCCCACAAUUACAAAUUAUGCUUCUCCACCACCCCUUGGUACAAGCCUCCUCCUCCUCCUCCUCGCCGCCGUGAACAUGACAAAGAGGAACCGUUACUCUCCCUCAUCUCCGACGCCAUCACCACCAGCAGUACAAACCCUCUCCCUCUCAGGAAGCUCCUCCCUUCCCUCACCGCCCGUGACGUCAUCAACCUCAUCAACCUCAACCCCGACUCCCUCCCUCCCCACUCUCUCCUCUCCUUCUUCCACUGGCUCUCUUCCCGCCCGACCUUUCGCCACACCCUCCAAUCCUACCUCACCAUGGCCCACUUCCUCUCCUCCUCCCACCAAAUGUUCCCCCAGGCCCUCUCCCUCGUACGACUCGUCGUUUCCCGCAAGGGCAAGGGCUCCGCCGCCUCCGUCUUCGCUUCCCUUCUCCAAACCAGAGGUACCCAUCUCCACUCCGAUUAUGUCUUUCAUGCUUUGAUCAAUGCCUACACGGAUUCUGGGUUCCUGGGGGAUGCCGUGCAGUGCUUUAGGUUGCUUAGGAAGCACGGUUUUCGGAUACCCUUUCAGGCUUGUGGUCAUUUGCUUGAUAAAAUGUUCAUGUUCAACACCCCUGUUGUCGCUUGGGGCUUUCUUUUGGAGAUUUUGGAUUCUGGGUUUCCACCCAACGUGUAUAGUUUCAAUGUUUUGAUGCAUAAAAUGUGCAAGCAAGGUCAUAUCAGAGAGGCCCAGGCGGUGUUCGAUGAAAUUGGGAACAGGGGUUUGAACCCAACUGUAGUUAGUUUUAAUACCUUGAUUAAUGGCUAUUGUAAAUCUGGCAAUCUAGAGGAGGGUUUUAAGUUGAAGGCGGAUAUGGAGGGGAGAACAAUGUGUCCUGAUUUGUUUACUUACAGUGUUUUAAUAAAUGGGUUGUGUAAGGAAGGCAGGUUGGAUGAUGCAAAUGGGUUGUUUGAUGAAAUGUGUGUCAAGGGUUUGGUUCCGAAUGACGUCAUAUUCACGACUUUGAUUGAUGGGCAGUGUAAGAAUGGGAAUCUUGAUCUGGCACUGGAAAUGUAUCAGAAAAUGUUAGGAAGAGGUAUCAAACCAGAUAUAGUUACAUACAAUACACUCAUAAAUGGCCUUUGCAAGGUUGGAGAUAUGAAAGAAGCUAGGAAGCUUGUCGAAGAGAUGAAUACGAGAGGUUUCAAGCCUGACAAGAUCACUUACACUACACUAAUUGAUGGAUGCUGCAAAGAAGGAGAGUUAGAAUCAGCCAUAGAGAUAAGGAAAGAGAUGAUUAAAGAAGAGAUUGCACUCGACAAUGUAGCUUUCACAGCCCUUAUUUCAGGAUUUUGCAAAGAGGGAAGAAUCAUCGAGGCAGAAAAAAUGUUGAGGGAGAUGUUGAAGGCCGGCAUGAAACCUGACGAUGCCACUUAUACAAUGCUCAUUGAUGGUUUUUGCAAAAAGGGUGAUGUUAAUAUUGGUUUUAAGUUGCUUAAGGAAAUGCAGGGUGGUGGUCGUGUACCAAGUGUUGUGACCUAUAAUGUGCUUAUGAAUGGAUUAUGCAAGCAAGGACAGAUGAAAAAUGCAAAUAUGCUGUUGAAUGCUAUGAUUAACGUGGGGGUGGUGCCCGAUGAUAUUACAUACAACACUCUAUUAGAAGGACAUUGCAAGCAUGGAAACCCAGAUGACUUUGAGAAGCUAUGGAAUGAGAAAGGACUUGUUCUUGAUUAUGCUUCGUAUAAUUCUCUAGUCAGUGAAUUAAAUAAGUCUUUAAAAAAGCGUCCGAAGAGAUGAUUGCAUCAAGUUGUUAGAAGUUAGCAAUUUCCUCAAAUAAAAGGGGGUUCAUUUGCUGACCGGAAAGUUUGGUUCAUCAAUUACUUAGAAUCACCAAAGAAACAAGUGACUAGAGAGAAGUCAUUCAUCACUUAGCACUUUCCCUUCCCCAGAGGAGCAGACCACUCGAAUAUUCAAAAGCCAUUGGUAAUAUGAGCAUCAUGUUCUUUUUCUAUUGAAGUUGAUUUAUCAUGAUAGAUCAAGUGAAGUAGAAUAUCCUUGGGCUCUAGCAUCAAGUCUCAAAAAGGAUGUUGCAAUGCAGGUGCUGGCUAGAGGUGCCAAUAAGUGAUUCCUUGAUCAUUUAUCAUCUAGUCCGAUUUCGGACCCUCUGAGCAGUCUGAUAUGGGAAGCAAGCACAUUGACUUUGCAUGGAUUUGAUUGAACCCUGUGCUGUACAAAUAAUCAGAUUGUGGAACCUUGUACCUGUGCUGCGCUUUUGUUCAGUUGAAGCUGUUGACCUCAUAGUGCAUUAGUCCCCAGAAAAUUAUGUGUUACUUAUAUAUAUGUCAAGGUAUGACAUUCUUUGUACAUAAGUUCCUUUAUAUGUCCAUUUGGUUUCUGAUCUUAAUAUUGUUCAUUCUUUGUGAAAAUGAGAUACUGUAGUCUUUUAUCAUC
Rosa rugosa (rugosa rose) is the source of this 2522-nucleotide messenger RNA. Its product is annotated as putative pentatricopeptide repeat-containing protein At1g09680. The record is from RefSeq and is a predicted model, not a curated record. The transcript has 2 exons. NCBI's taxonomy places the organism in Eukaryota, Viridiplantae, Streptophyta, Magnoliopsida, Rosales, Rosaceae. Bases 63 to 1868 code for a protein of 601 amino acids. Gene Ontology annotation, molecular function: protein binding.